This is a messenger RNA of Drosophila guanche, 1678 nucleotides long. It is a transcript of the gene Cyp304a1, whose product is annotated as probable cytochrome P450 304a1. The transcript has 4 exons. Lineage: Eukaryota; Metazoa; Arthropoda; Insecta; Diptera; Drosophilidae. Bases 57 to 1595 code for a protein of 512 amino acids. The record is from RefSeq and is a predicted model, not a curated record. Gene Ontology annotation, molecular function: iron ion binding; heme binding; monooxygenase activity.
GCAACGGCAGAUUUUACAGGUUCAGUCGGUGUCCAAGCAAGCAAGCAACCAGCAGAAUGCUGACCGAACUACUCUUGACGAUCUGCACCGGAGCGUUCCUAUAUCUCUCCUACCGCUAUGCCGUCGGUCGGAGUGUUGGCUUUCCGCCGGGUCCGCCGCGUAUCCCCUUCUUUGGCAGCUAUCUCUUCCUGCUGCUGCUCAACUACAAGUAUCUGCACAAGGCGGCACUCACGCUGACGCGCUGGUACAAGUCGGACAUUAUUGGCCUGCACGUCGGCAAGCAUCCCGUGGCCGUGGUGCACAGCGGUGAGGGUGUGCGCGAGGUGCUCAAUAAUCAGGUUUUCGAUGGACGUCCCAACAUCUUCCUUGCGGCCAUGCGUGACCCCGGUGAUGAAGUUCGCGGCAUAUUCUUCCAGGAGGGUGCACUCUGGAAGGAGCAGCGUCGCUUUAUACUCCGCUAUCUGCGAGACUUUGGCUUUGGUCGCCGCUUUGACGAACUGGAGUUGGUCAUCAAGGAGCAAAUCACAGACAUGCUGGACAUGAUACGCAACGGACCCAAGUACCCACACGAGCAGGUGCUGGUGAAGCCAGGCGGCUACAGAGUGCAACUGCCGCUGCUCUUCAAUCCCUUCUCGGUGAACUGUCACUUCCACAUUGUCUACAACGAGCGGCAGACGCGUGCGGAAAUGGCCGGGCUGGUGCGCCUCGUACAGAUGGGCAUGCAGUUCCAGCGUCACGCCGAUGACUAUGGCCGACUGCUGAGCAUUAUGCCUUGGAUACGACACGUGUGGCCCGAGUGGAGUGGCUACAAUAAGCUCAACGAAUCGAAUCAGUUCAUGCGCGAGUUCUUCGCGGAGAUCGUCGAUCGCCACAUCGAGAGCUACGAGGAGGGUAGCGAGCGCAACUUCAUGGAUCUCUACAUCAACGAAAUGAAGUGCUGUCCGGGCUAUGGCUUCAAUCGCGAGCAAUUCAUCAUGGGCCUGCUCGACUUUUCCAUUCCAGCCUUCACCGCUGUCGGUGUGCAGUUGUCGCUGCUCAUCCAAUACCUGAUGCUGUAUCCCGCGGUGAUGCAGCGCAUACAGCGAGAGAUUGAUGAGGUUGUGGGUUGCGGCCGGCUGCCUACGCUGGAAGAUCGCAAGAGCAUGCACUACACGGAGGCGACCAUACGCGAGGGCAUGCGCAUCGAGACACUGGUGCCGUCCGAUGUGCCGCACAAGGCAAUGGAGGAUACCGAGCUGCUGGGCUAUCACAUACCGAAGGACACCAUUGUGGUGCCCAGUCUGUAUGCCUACCACUCGGAUGCUCGCGUGUGGUCCGAUCCGGAGGCGUUUCGUCCCGAACGCUUUCUCGACGACCAGGGCGAACUCUGCCUCAAGCUGGACGUUUCCUUUCCCUUUGGCGCUGGCAAGCGACUCUGCGCAGGCGAGACUUUUGCACGCAACAUGCUCUUCCUCAUGACGUCUGCGAUGUGCCAGAACUUUAACUUUGUGCUGGCGCCCGGCGAUCAGUUGCCCGAUUUGUCCAAGAACAAUAAUGGGCUAAUCAUCAAUCCGCCCGAUUUCUGGUUGCAGCUGGAGGAUCACAGAUGUGUGUAGAAUAUUAUUUGAUAAGAAAAUGUUAGGUGUAGCAACAUAUGUUUGGUGUUGUGGUAAAUAUAUGUGAAUUAAGUCAAUAGAAA